Molecule: messenger RNA, 2806 nt
Organism: Daphnia carinata
Lineage: Eukaryota; Metazoa; Arthropoda; Branchiopoda; Diplostraca; Daphniidae
Gene: Syt7
Product: synaptotagmin-7-like
Exons: 9
Coding region: 427-1629 (400 amino acids)
Biological process (GO): vesicle fusion; regulation of calcium ion-dependent exocytosis; calcium-ion regulated exocytosis
Cellular component (GO): membrane; axon; synapse
Molecular function (GO): clathrin binding; calcium-dependent phospholipid binding; phosphatidylserine binding
Source: RefSeq, a predicted model, not a curated record
GAAAAAAAAAAAAAAGGCCAGCAACUUGGUGGAAUUUUCGGUUGGGUUAACAAAUCAAGACGCGGGAGGGACCGUGGCGAAAAAAAAAACAACUGAAAGUGCGAAUUUUGUAGCUCAGCGAUAAGAAAAAAGAAAAGAAAAAAAAAGAGGGAGGGAGAGUUGGUCUACAGCGACGUCGUAGUGGUGGAAUUGAUACUACUCUCCAUGUCACCGGCUCGCUGUAUUAGUAUCACUUUUAACGAACUUUGGUGAAAAGAAAAGACGAGAUUUUUUUUUUUUUUUUUUCUUCUUUUCCUUUUGAGUUUUUGCCCCCUUUUUUUUACGAGCGUCACGUAAACGAGACGAGGCCACCGUCUAUUUGUUCUUUGGGUAUUCUGCAACAAAAAGAAAAAAAAAAUUCGACGUGUUCUCUCGACCAGUCCAACCAUGUUUGAAAGUUUCAAGAGCAACGGGAUUACGAAACUAGCUCUGACUAAAUUCAUUUCGCAGAGCAUAGCCCAACUCGAGACGGCGGGAAAUUUGAACAUCGGAGCGAGGGCGGUGUCUACAUCCAACAGUUCGACUAACGGCGGACCGUCGGGCAAUGGCAACGCCGUCGGGAAUGGAUCAACCAACAGCCACUCGCCUGGAGGUUCGGUCCUGGGCGCCGUCGGUGGACCUGUCUCCGCCUUGUCGCCCACUUCGUCUCCAGCGCCGUCCGCCGCAAUGAACAAGGGCAUUGCCGGCCAAAAACCGGACCAUCCAUCGAUGGCCUUUUGGCAGAAUCGUUCCAUAUCCCUGGUGGACAUGUACAUCGACAACUCUGAGCCGACGGAGAAUGUCGGCCAGAUCCACUUCAGCCUCGAAUACGAUUUCCAGAACACGACUCUUAUUCUCAAAAUCAUGCAGGGCAAGGAUCUGCCGCCGAUGGACAUGGGUGGCACGUCAGACCCUUACGUACGUGUCACCCUGUUGCCGGACAAGAAGCACCGACUAGAGACCAAGAUCAAGAGAAGGACGCUCAACCCACGCUGGAACGAAACAUUCUACUUUGAAGGAUUCCCCAUCCAGAAAUUGCAGAGCCGAGUGUUGCACCUGCACGUCUUCGACUACGACCGGUUCUCGCGCGACGAUUCGAUCGGCGAAGUCUUCGUGCCCCUCUGUCAGGUGGAUUUCUCGGAAAAGCCCGUGUUUUGGAAGGCGUUGAAACCGCCGUUGAAAGACAAGUGCGGCGAAUUGCUCGUCUCUUUGUGCUACCAUCCGACCAAUUCGACGCUGACCUUGAUCGCCCUCAAGGCCCGCAACCUCAAAGCCAAAGACAUUAACGGCAAAUCGGAUCCCUACGUCAAGGUGUGGCUCUACUUUGGCGAUAAGCGGGUGGAGAAGCGCAAAACGCCCGUUUACAAGUGCACCCUGGAGCCGGUGUUUAACGAGACGUUCACCUUCAACGUGCCGUGGGAGAAGAUCCGCGAGUGCUCGCUCGACGUCCGCGUCAUGGAUUUCGACAACAUUGGCCGUAACGAGCUCAUCGGACGCAUUUCUCUCACAGGUAAGAACAGCACUGGCGCGUCCGAGACCAAACACUGGCAAGACAUGAUCACCAAGCCACGUCAGGCCGUCGUCCAAUGGCAUCGUUUGAAACCCGAGUGAAGCAAUUGGAACGGUGGACGUGCGCAGCCAAAUGACGAUGAGAAAAGAAACAAAUGACAUCAACACACACACACAAAAUCAUGACACAAAUCUUCUGUACACUUUUUACUUCUUUUUCUUUUUUUUUUUUUGCGAAUUUUUCUUCAUUUCAACGACCUCCUAAAAAGCGUCUUUUACGAUCUAUUUUGUUGAUCGAAAUGGCUUCGUUCGCGAUCCAAGACUGAAAUUCGCCGUGAAACGGAUAUUAAAAGAGAAGAUUGGCAAAUUGGGUUUCUUUAUUUUUAGUAUGGUUGGCCGUCUUCUUUUUUUUUUUUUUUGGUUCACUUGGAGCUCUUCUCUUUUUUCGUUUCAAAUGGUUUCGAAUUUUAUUCACAAACCAAAGAGAGAAAAGAAAACGGAGAAUAUUGACGACAUUUCUAUCCUUUUUAUGGUCGUAUUAUUCUUUUCAUUAUUGUUACGUUAGAACAAGACUUUGUCGAGAUGACAUCCCUUCACUAUGAUGAAUUUAAAAACAAAAAAAAAAGAUGAUCUGAUUUAACCAAGAAAAAGGACUAACUGAUGUUAAAACAAAAUUUAUUUGUCGACAAAAAAAAAAAAAGAAGACAUAAUAAUAACAAAAGUAUAUUUAUCAAAUCAUCCCAUAUAUGCACGGUGACAAAUUUAUAUACAUUUAGUGUGUGUGCGUGUGUGUGACUCGUUGCCAACGUCGACUGUAGAUUUGAUUUUCGUCUUUUUUAUGUAUUAUUGAUUGUGGAUUUUUGUUUGUUUUUGUAUACGGGAAGAAGAAGGAAAAAAAAAUCAUGUUAUUAGCACUAAAAAGAAAUGCUACCAGAACCCCCUUUACCACUGUAGAAUUCCUUGGGCCCAUCUUUUCAUUUUUAGUUCUAUUCUCCUGUUCAUUUUUUUUUCUUAAAUAUUAUUAUUAUUAUUGCUCGUUGGAUCUUCUGUCGUGAAGUAGUUUCUACCACACGAAAUCCCAUCCGCGUCCUCGUUGCCCUUAGUCUCUCAUCUUAUCUUUCGCUUUCCUAUGUCUGUCGUGUCUGAACGAUGCGAUGGCAAAAUGAUCCUCUGUGUUUGUAUCCACUGUUCAAUGUAUAGAGAAAACCCAUCCAUAACCUUUCAUACCAGACAUUGAGGAAAAGAAAUGAAGAAAUACACACAAAUUAUACCAUGUAAA